CCAUAUUCUGAGACACUUACAGGAUUUUCCUUUCAAAUUCCUACUUCCUUAAACUGAAGCUGUUUAUGAGAAACGGUAGAUUUCAGAGAGGUUGUACUAUAAUUAACUUUUUUCAGAGUUCGAUUUGCUGGUCUUAAAGUGUUGUCCUCUUCUCCGAGAUAAAAAAAACUGGUUUGAAGAAGGAAAUGUCCAUCGAGUGCUACUUGCCCGCCUAAAGGUUCAGUGGCCCGGGCGCCUGGAAUGCAGGUGGCCAGUGUGCACAUGCAGCUGCGCAAGUCCUGACAGAAAGUACUUCUAAAUCAGAAAUGGAUUGAAAUCUAAAGAACACAAACUUUGGAUUUUAGCAGAAGACACGAGACUUCUGAGUCAGAUACAAAGGACUUUACUACUUAUAGCACAACGAGCAACUUCAGCAUCACUGUUGACUUCAGUUCCUCGUGUCCUCCGAAUCCCACUGGAGUGUUGGUACCUCAGCCUUCAAGGGGCUCCUUUAUUGAGGAUCGAUGUCUUCUCCUAGGUAAUUGAUCACCACACACCCAGGGACACUCGAUUCAUCGCUGAGGGAGGAUAAUCAUCAUGAAUAAUCAAAAAGCGGUCGGCGCACUGCUGCAAGAGUGCAAGCAAGUGCUGGACCAGCUCUUGCUGGAGACGCCAGAUGUGUCGGAGGAGGACAUGAGUGAGGACCAGCGGUGCAGAGCUUCACUCCCCAGCGAGUUAAGGACCCUGAUCGAGGAGGCAAAGGAAAUGAAGUGGCCCUUUGUGCCUGAAAAGUGGCAGUACAAACAAGCCGUGGGCCCAGAGGACAAAACAAACCUGCAGGAUGUGAUUGGCGCCGGGCUGCAGCAGUUACUGGCGUCCCUGCGCGCGUCCAUCCGCGCCCGGGACUGUGGCGCCGCGGCGGCCGUGGUGUUCCUGGUGGACCGGUUCCUGUACGGGCUCGACGUCUCCGGAGAGCUGCUGCGGGUCGCCAAGGGGCUCCACAAGCUGCAGCCAGCGACGCCGAUUGCCCCGCAGGUGGUCAUUCGCCAAGCCCGCCUCUCGAGCAAUUAUGGGAAACUUUUAAAAGCAGAGUAUAUUCUGAGCAGUCUAAUAAGCAACAAUGGAGCAACAGGUAGCUGGCUUUACAGAAAUGAAAGUGACAAGGUCCUGGUGCAAUCAGUCUGUGUACAGAUCAGAGGGCAGAUUCUGCAAAAGCUAGGGAUGUGGUACGAAGCAGCAGAGUUAAUAUGGGCUUCCAUCGUGGGAUAUCUGACACUUCCCCAGCCGGAUAAGAAAGGCAUUUCCACAUCACUAGGUAUACUGGCAGACAUCUUUGUUUCCAUGAGCAAGAAAGAUUAUGGAAAAUUUAAAGACAGUCCACAAAUUAACUUGGGCCUGCUAAGGGAGUUUGACCACCAGUUGCUGGCGGCCGCAGAAGCCUGCAAGCUGGCAGCCGCCUUCAGUGCCUACACACCCCUCUUUGUGCUCACAGCUGUGAAUAUCCGAGGCACGUGCUUGCUGUCAUACAGUAGCUCUAAUGACUGUCCUCCAGGAAUGAAAAAUUUGUAUCUGUGUGAAGCCAAAGAGGCCUUUGAAAUUGGCCUCCUUACCAAAAGAGAUGAUGAGCCCGUGACUGGAAAACAGGAGCUUCACAGUUUUGUCAAAGCUGCUUUUGGUCUCACCACAGUGCACAGAAGACUCCAUGGGGAGACAGGGACCAUCUGUGCAGCAGGUCAGCUCUGCAAGGAAGCCAUGGAGAAGUUGUACACUUUCAGUACCUCCUCCAGAAGUCAGGACAGAGAAGCUUUGUCUCAAGAAAUCAUGUCCGUGAUUGCCCAGGUGAAGGAUCAUUUGCAAGUCCAAAACUUCUCAAAUUUAGAAGAGCGAUCUUAUGUUCCAGAGAGUUUCAAGUGUGGAUUGGAUAAGCCUUUCUUGCAUGGGCAGGUGGAUUUCCAAAAAAUCCUUGAAACCUACUCACAGCACCAUACUUCAGUGUGUGAGGUAUUUGAAAGCAGUUGUGGAGACAACAAAAAUAAGCAGAAAGAUAUAAAAACAGGAGUCUGUAUCACUGCUCUAAAAACAGAAACAAAAAACAUAGAUACAAUGACUACUACUCAAGACAAACCACUCUCUCAAAAGAGUAUGGGGAUAUCUUCCUCCCACCUGGCUAGGAAUAGUCAGGAGAAACUCAGAAGGGUAGAAAGGAGAAACUGGACCCAUUCUGAUGCUUUUCGAGUCUCCCUGGAUCAAGAUGCAGAGUCUGAGACUGAGCCACCAGACCCUAGCAGUGGUGGGGGAGCUAUUUUGAACAAGUCUCUGAGUGACAGCCAGACCUCAAGUUCUUGGAGCAAGUUAUCAGGAUUUAGUUCUUCCACCAGCUGGGAGGAAGUGAAUUAUCCUGUUGAUGGUAGGUCAACAAGAAAAGAACCGAGCAAAGAAGAACAUCUUGUGGACACUCAGUGUUCCACUGCCUUGUCUGAGGAGCUGGAGAAAGAUGGGGACGGUAGAGCUGUGCCAUUGUGUUCAGAGCUUCAUGGUCUUUCUCUCCAAGGGGACAAUGUAGAAUCUUCUCAAAGUCAACUAAAUAAGCACAUGCCCUUGACAACCUUUUCUUCUCAUAAUACAGCAGACACUUUGUUGGCCUCUGAUGCAGGCCUGUUAGAAGGAGCUCUAGCAGAUGUCCAAGAAGUCAGAAAUAGUGGACCCAGAAAUAAUUCUGCCCACUCCAGACUCUCACGUGGUUCUGCUUCUUGGUCUUCUUCUGGUUCUGGUAGGCUCAAGAAGAUGGUCACAUAUCCUUCCUUUCAGGAAGAAACCUUUGAAAUCAUUGAUGAGGUUCCAGAAACUAACUGUGAUGCCAAAGAGAGGAGUAGAGAAGAGAAGGGAGAAGAAAUCAAUGAGAAAGGCACAGGCCCCAUAUCUAAAAACAGCCCCAACUGGGUUGACCCAGAAGGAGAAACAGCAGAAGGCACAGAAGAUGCACCCUUAGACUUUCCUGGAGAAACGGACAAUUACCUGGGCAACAGUUCCAUGAUGGCAUGUAGCUCUUUCACCCCUGUUGAAAAUCCUGACUCAGGAAAGAGUGGUGGCUCCCUUACUUAUCAGGACAUUGACCCUGAUGCCCCCACUGAGGAUGAGAAAGGCCAAGUACUCAACAGCACGGAUGUUCACUCCACAGGCGGAUAUGGCUCUCAUAGACCGUGCACUCUGAGACAGCCACCUGGUCAGAGGGCUGAGACCCCCCAUUCCUCUGUGAGCAAUAACGUUCUUGUCCCUGUCCUCGGUGAGGACUGUACUACCACAGAGGAAGGAAAUGAACCUGGAAAUGUGCUAAACUGCAGCCAGAACUCCAGCUCAUCCUCAGCGUGGUGGAUGAAAUCACCUGCAUUUUCCAGUGGUUCUUCUGAGGGAGAAAGCCCAUGGUCCUGUCUGAAUUCCAGUGCAAGUUCUUUUGUUUCAUUGCCAGGAAAGACAAGGCAAGAGAUUCUUGAGGCGCGAACCUUGCAGCCUGAUGACUUUGAAAAACUCUUAGCGGGAGUGAGUCAUGAUUGGCUUUUUCAGAGACUGGAGAAUACAGGAGUUUUUAAGCCUAGUCAACUCCACCGAGCACACACUGCUCUUUUACUAAAAUAUUCCAAAACAUCUGACCUUUGGACAGCACAGGAGACCACUGUGUACUUGGGGAACUACCUGAAUGUGAAGAAGAAAGGCAGACAAAGAAAUGCCUUUUGGGUUCAUCAUCUUCAUCAAGAAGAAAUUCUGGGGAGGUAUGUUGGGAAAGAAUAUAAGGAGCAGAAGGGACUCUGGCACCACUUCACUGAUGUGGAGCGGCAGAUGACUGCACAGUACUAUGUGACAGAAUUUAACAAGAGACUCUAUGAACAAAACAUUUCAACGCAGAUCUUCUACAUCCCAUCUACAAUAUUGCUGAUUUUAGAGGGCAAGACAAUAAAAGGAUGUAUCAGUGUGGAGCCUUACAUACUGGGAGAAUUUGUAAAAUUAUCAAAUAACACAAAAGUGGUGAAAACAGAAUACAAAGCCACAGAAUAUGGCUUGGCUUAUGGUCAUUUUUCCUAUGAAUUUUCUAAUCACAGAGAUGUUGUGGUUGAUUUGCAAGGUUGGGUAACUGGAAAUGGAAAAGGGCUCAUCUACCUGACAGAUCCCCAGAUUCACUCUGUUGAUCAGAAAGAUGUCACUACCAAUUUUGGAAAGAGAGGAAUUUUUUACUUCUUUAAUAACCAGCAUAUGAAAUGCAAUGAAAUAUGCCAUCGCCUUUCUUUGACUAGACCUUCAAUAAAGAAACCAAACAAAUCAUAAACAAAUCAAAUAUGGAUGGUAAUGCAGUCUCCUUCCAGGCACACAAAAUAUGGCGCAGCCUGGUCCUUUGGGACUUGGGGGAGGCUGAGGCACUGGUUCUGGCCAAUGAUUUGUGAAAGGAAUUGAUGAAUGUCACUUUCAGGCCUGCAUUUAAUUGCCAGAAUAAUCCUGUGGAUUCUCUCUUCCUCUGCCACAGUUACCAAGAACGUGUCAGGAGGUAUCUGCUUUUGAGUUUAAGUCCUGCAGUAAAGGUACCAUGGAAGAGAGCUCCAAGUGACCCAGGGUAGAGACAAAGCACUGCUAA
Otolemur garnettii (small-eared galago) is the source of this 4600-nucleotide messenger RNA. RefSeq names its product alpha kinase 1 (gene ALPK1). The transcript has 18 exons. Gene Ontology annotation, biological process: protein phosphorylation. Gene Ontology annotation, molecular function: protein serine/threonine kinase activity; ATP binding. The coding region runs from base 577 to 4296 and encodes 1239 amino acids. NCBI's taxonomy places the organism in Eukaryota, Metazoa, Chordata, Mammalia, Primates, Galagidae. The record is from RefSeq and is a predicted model, not a curated record.